Aspergillus calidoustus is the source of this 1356-nucleotide messenger RNA. Lineage: Eukaryota; Fungi; Ascomycota; Eurotiomycetes; Eurotiales; Aspergillaceae. The record is from the annotation of a GenBank genome assembly.
AUGGCAACUCGAACUUCUACUCGUCACGCAGCUCAAAAGGCCAAAGAGGCUAUUUCAGCGGCCCCGGAUACUAAGAGAAGGGGACCGGUUGGUACCAAGCGUAAAGGGCCCACCGAGAAGGCCCCGGAGCCAAAGAGGGAGAAGAAGGAUAUCGACAAAGUAUCGAAGGAAGCUGAGACGAAAGAGCCUGAGAAAACGCCUGAGCAGAAAGUAGAACCUGAAGAGAAGAAAGAAGAGAAAGAGUCACAGGCAGAAGUGAAGCAGCAAGAAAAGCCCACAGAAGAACCGCAGGCGGGGCCGAAGGCGCAGCCCGAAGCAGAGCUCGAUGAACAGCCAAACGCAACAUCGAAGGAACCUUCGCAGGACAAGUCCGAAGACAAGUCAGAGAAAAGGCCAGAUGAGAAGCCGAAGGAGUCAGAAACAAAGCAGGACACUGCCGCCGAUGGAACCGAGGGUGAUUUGAAGACCUCUCAGAAGCGAGAAGAAAUCGUUCCGUCCAAUAUCCUUGAGAAAGGCAUCAUAUACUUCUUCUAUCGCGGUCGGGUCAAUACCCAGGAAGCACACAGCAUGCAAGACGUGGCGAGGAGCUUCUUUGUGCUGCGUCCUACCCCUCUAGGAGCUGCAGUGGAUCCUGAACAGGGUGCAUUGGAUACGGGUGCAAAGUGCCGGUUGCUGAUGUUGCCCAAAAAGAAGUACCCAAGAUCAGGUAAAGAGAGGGAGAUGGGUUUCGUCGAGAAGUCUAACGUUUCGGUCAAAGAGCUGCAAGAGAGCUUUAUUGCCGGUGAUACCUAUGAGACCUCUACUCGGGGCACACGUGAAGUCCCCGAAGCCAAACCCUAUGCCGAGGGGGUUUAUGCCAUCACCUCUACCAAACGGGCAACUCACCUCGUGUAUCAUAUUACGCUCCCCGAGCAGCUGGGAGAGAUCCAAGAGGACUUCGGCCUGAGCAAUCGCGGCAGCUGGCUCCUGCAGUCAAAGAAUCCCAAGUUUCCUGGACCGCCGAAUGCCCGUCUCCCGAAGGAACCAGAGUUCCCUGCGCAUAUUCAAGAGAAGUUCAAAGACUACCGCUGGAUUCCAACAGAGCCGGAACUACUAGAAUUCCCCAAUGCGCAGUUUCUCAUGGUCGGUUCAGCCACGGGAGACUUUGGAAAGGCAGCAACGGCGGAGUCGGGCGAUAAGCGACCGGAAGAGGAGCAGCCCGAAGAAGAACUGGUCAAGAUGGAAGAUGAGAAUGAGUCACGAAUCGAGGCCCUAGGAGGCGAUCACGCGAUCUACCAAGACCUGGGUUAUCAUGCGAAGGAGAAGUAUUCCAAGUUAGAGACCACUUGGCAAGCUGGACACGAAGAAGGCAAGUGA